AUGGCUAUGGUGUUGCGUUAUGUGGACGACAAAGGGCAUGUAAUUGAAAGGUUUGUGGGGGUUCAACAUGUUACCGACACCACUUCAAGUUCACUAAAGGAUGCCAUUGACAUAUUCUUUUCUUCCAAUGGUUUGAGCUUUUUUAAGUUACGAGGACAAGGUUAUGAUGGAGCUAGCAAUAUGAGAGGUGAGUUGAAUGGCCUCAAAACAAAGAUUUUGAGAGAACAACCUUGUGCAUACUAUGUUCAUUGCUUUGCUCAUCAACUUCAACUAGCACUUGUUGCCGUAGCAAAGAAGAAUAUUGAUAUUGCCUCUUUCUUCACAACCACUAAUAGUGUGGUUAACCAUGUUGGAGCGUCUUGUAAGCGGCGUGAUGCACUUAGAGCACAACUUCAAGAAGAGCUUGUGAUAGCUUUUGAAAAUGAUUGUCUUAUAACGGGGCGAGGUUUGCAUCAAGAAACAAGUCUCAAACGUGCCGGUGACACACAGCUCACAUUACGUGCCGGUGAAGCAAAUAAGAUUCAAAGGGAAAUGCUUACUUUUCAGUUUGUGUUUCACCUAUUCUUAAUGAAAGCUAUAUUGGGACUCACAAAUGAUGUGUCACAAGCAUUGCAAAAGAAAGAUCAAGAAAUUGUGAAUGCAAUGGCUUUGGUGAAAUCAUGCAAGGAAAAGCUACAUUGGAUGAGGAAUAAUGGGUUUGAUGCAUUGGUUGAAGAGGUGUCUUCAUUUUGUGACAAACAUCAUAUUGAUGUUCCUAACAUGGAUGAUGCCUUCGUACUUCCAGGGAGGUCAAGGCGUAAUGCUCCAAUAAAGACAAAUCGUCAUCAUUAUCGUGUGGAGCUCUUUAUUUAUGUCAUUGAUGAGCAACUUACGGAGUUAGAUGAUCGUUUUAAUGAGGUAAAUACUGAGUUGCUUAUUUGUUUGGCAUGUUUGAGUCCGAAUGAUUCAUUUGUAGCUUUUGAUAAACAAAAGCUACUUCGUCUUGCUCAAUUUUAUCCUCAAGACUUUUCGGAUGGGGAUCUUUUGGCACUUGAAGAUCAACUUGAACUUUAUAUUCACUAUGUGUGUUCAAGUAGUGAUUUCUUUGACUUGCAAGGGAUUGGUGAUCUUGCAAAAAAAAUGGUGGAGACAAGGAUGCAUCGAGCAUUCAAUUAUGUGUAUUUGCUUAUUACAUUGGCUCUAGUUUUACCAGUUGCUACUGCUUCAGUUGAGAGGGCAUUUUCCGUCAUGAAUAUUAUCAAAGGUCCACUUCGGAACAAAAUGGGAGAUCAAUGGUUGAGUGAUAGCUUACUUGUUUAUGUUGAGAAGGAUGUUUUUGAUUGUAUUGAAAAUGAAGUUAUAAUGCUUCGUUUUCAAAAUAUGAAACCUCGUCGUGGCCAAUUGUAA
Prunus armeniaca (apricot) is the source of this 1386-nucleotide messenger RNA. Lineage: Eukaryota; Viridiplantae; Streptophyta; Magnoliopsida; Rosales; Rosaceae. The record is from the annotation of a GenBank genome assembly.